Messenger RNA from Racocetra persica, 480 nucleotides. The record is from the annotation of a GenBank genome assembly. NCBI's taxonomy places the organism in Eukaryota, Fungi, Glomeromycota, Glomeromycetes, Diversisporales, Gigasporaceae.
AUAACUGGGCAUCAACGUUUAAAUUCUAAUGCACAAAUCUCAUUUUCUACCACAUUUUAUCCAACAUCUAAUAAUUUAACAUUAGAUCCCCAAGUUAAAAUGAAUAGGCGAACAUCAUUCACAUCAUCAAUAACAUCACUAAUAUCUGAUGAUAAUUAUUUCCCAAGAUCUACAACACCAACAUCUGAUACUUCAGCGGAAAGUAAUGAUAGUUGUAAUGAUUUUGAAUUUAAGAACAUAUCAUUAUCAAAUGAAGUCAUUAAUAAUAGUGUUCUUGAGGAAAAUCAUAAUGUUCUUGAGGCAAAUAAUAAUGUUCUUGAGGCAAAUAAUAAUGUUCUUGAGGCAAAUAAUAAUGUUCUGAAGGAAAAUAAUAACAUUCUUGAGAGAACAAAUAAUGAACAAUUAUUUAUGGAGAAAUGGUUAGAGAAUAAUAACUUAACAUCAAAUACGAUACAAGAUAAUGAUAAGAAAUCCACGGAA